Molecule: messenger RNA, 755 nt
Organism: Glossina fuscipes
Lineage: Eukaryota; Metazoa; Arthropoda; Insecta; Diptera; Glossinidae
Exons: 2
Coding region: 227-553 (108 amino acids)
Source: RefSeq, a predicted model, not a curated record
AAAAAAAGACGAAAUCUUUUCAAUUCAGCACCGUCGACCAUACAUAUAUUUACAUACACACACAUCUAACUAGUUCCUGUAAUAAAUCAGUCACUUGAACGGUUGUAGACUUAAGGCGAAAAAUUUAUGAAAAAAUUACAAGAUAUUUAUCGAAGGAUUAAAUUAAAUUGAUUCAACAAUAGUUCAACUGGACAGGAGAUAGGCUAUCAAGUUCGAUAAUAACGAAAUGAAACGUAUAAUGAUAUCUCGUGUUUGUGUAACUUGUGUGAUUUAUUUGUUAAUGGCUGCUGUUGUCGUACAAUGCGACGAAAAGAAUAUUAAUAAACUACUCAACAAUCAGGUCAUUGUUAGUCGUCAAAUAAUGUGUGUUCUAGAAAAAAGUCCUUGUGAUCAAUUGGGACGACAGCUAAAAGCUGCUUUACCUGAGGUUAUCGUACGCAAUUGCCGUAAUUGUUCACCACAGCAGGCUCAAAAUGCACAAAAAUUAACAACAUUCCUGCAAACUAAAUAUCCUGAUGUUUGGGCGAUGCUCCUAAGAAAGUACAAAACUUAAACUAUAUAUUAAAAUACGUCUCCUCAACGUCUCGUAUGAGAAAUUUUUCAGGUUACAUCUCGUCAAAAUAUUUUAAGAAAAAAUUUAUUAAACGUAACAAACAUAAUUAUUAUCUUUAAUGCAAUAACUCUGAAUAAGUUAUUUUUUUAAAAAAAUGUGCACCAUAAAGAAAAUUUUUGAAAAUUUCUCAAUUUUCGAUUUC